GGAGGGGAAAAUAGUAACACGCGUAGGGUGUUCAAUGGCCUGGAGAUCUGCCAACUUGCAAUCGACGCGUGUACUUUCCGGACACCGCCAGGUGUCGACAGGCUACGAUUUGUUGCGACAAACUGUGGACAAGCCACACCAACACAGGAAUUUCUACACAUCGUGACGAUCCUCUGACAUGUCGCCGUGACAACAUAGGAGAUUCGCCGUGACUGACUUAGGACAAGUUUCCAUGUAACAUCAUCGUCAGAUGGCUGGCUGAAAGAGUAAACGGGCAUUUGGUUUUUCGGUUGUGGAUAUCAUUCAGCACCCCGAACUAAGUCAUUUUUUCAAUUAAACUCAACGGUGACGCCAUUUUUAUUACACCUGAUUUUUUUUUAUCUGUACGUGAAGUGGUCGAUCUGUUCAGUUUUGUGAUCAAAGUACGGAAAGGUUUUACUAUAGGAGUCUGGCGACGAUUUCUUUUCUCCUACGGUAGAAGUGAGCAUUGUUACAAUGACUGUCCGACACGGGUAAUGCAAAAAGAAAAGUGUAAUUUAAAAAUGUGCCCAUGACGUGGGAUAAUUCCAAAAGACUGACGCGACGGCUAAUAUUUUAAAACAGUGCUUCCUUGUUGAGAGACAACUCUCGAGUCUUGAUUGGAUUUGCGUAAGAGUCACCUCCCCUGCAAUCCAAACAGUGAGGCGAUGAUUGGCGUGAUCAAGAAGUUCUUGGUGUGGUGGCAAGAAUCUCCCACAGUUUUUAAGCCACGAGAAGAAGUUCCAGAGACUGUUGAAGUUACGAUGGCUUCUAAGUGCCAGGAAUUUAAUUUUAAGCAUGUGACGCUUGUUGAGAGUGUAGAAGUGUAUAGCUGUGAAUCGAAAUGAGCACAUCGCCACUGGAUACUGCCGAUCGUCAGUCAUGGCCAGAGCUAGAGGAUCGCUGAUCUACUCUGCAGACGUCCUAGAUGAGCUCAAGCAGGCAGUGGGAGAUGCGCGCGAUGAUGAAUCCGGCUUCAGGCAGAAGAUCACUGCACUCCAGAGAUUCCUCAACCACGGCAUGUCCCGCUUCUCCCUUGAGAGCUGGCACGUGGUGCUGACGUCACUCUUCCAGGCCUAUCAGCACGUGCACAAGGAGCGCCCGGACGACAAGGUCAUCACCAAGGUAACGAGCGUGGCGCAGCUGCGCUUGAUGUCACGCGAUCUUCUGCUGCAUCGCGGUGGUCUUCGAGAAGUGGACGCACAUGCACUGAAACAUCUGGACAACUUUCUGGCCGCCUUGCGAUGCCUGAAGGAGGCAAAGGACAGUGUGGACACGCUUUUCCAGUUUUUGUGUACAAACUACUAUGACCCCCCAAAACAAGAAGACGGUAGUAAGGAGUUCACAACGGUGGCAAAUCAGAAGCUUUCACAUGAUCUGGGGACAAAGUCGCAUGGGUCUGUUGUCGGUAACAACGCCCACGAUUCUUUAUCUUACCAGUACGGCAUACAGACACCAGAACAGAUGUCGGGUAACGCAGCCCACAAGCUGCAUCUCACGGUCAUCGACAUGCGGGACAUCGUGACCCGCUGGGCGCACCUCCAGGAAGAAAACGACAUUAACGUAGACGACUUUGACCCUGAAAGCCUACAGGACUUGCUACUGCUGCAGGGAACGUCAGCGUUUCAAGCGGUUUUGAGACUUUUGCCGGACAUCUUUGCAAAGUUCUACAAGUGCCUGGAGUUGGCUAAACAGUGGUGGCUGCUGGCUCAUCAGAUUUAUCCAGUCCUUCCAAUAUAUCGUCCAGUCCCUCCAGUCACUUCCCCCUCUAAAGAUGGGACUUUUGACGACGAAGGCAGCGAUGGUGGUGACGUACAGUCUGCAGCCGCCUCCCCCGUAGUCGUUGCUAAAGAUGACGUUUCGUUUCAAGAACAACUGGUGUCGUUGAACGAAGACAUACACAACACAGAAAACAUGUUGCUAACAUUCAGAAACGACUUGGAGCUUCUUUUGGACCGAGAGCGCCAUUUUGAAAGUCUCGUGGAAGCCUACGAAAAAGUUACCUCCCAGCUGGACGAGAAGGCACGAGAGCGCAGGGCACUGACUGCGGCUAGAGAAGCCGACUCUAGUUCAGCAUCAGGCGAUAUCCGCCCAACAUCCAGCGGCCGGCCAGACGGCCAUCCUCAGGAAAAGCUGAUGUCAGCAACAGAGCAGACUCGGGACAAGCACCUUCUGGAGGCAGCGGAGCGCGAAAUGCAGCUUCUGCAGUUUCAACAGACCUUGCUGCUGCAAGACUAUCUCAUUCAGCUGGAGAUGCGGCCCAGCCUCAUCCGCUUCACCGAGGACCUCCGCAUGAAGACUCGCGAGGCAGAGAGUCAUCUAGCUGACAAAGUAGCGGAGAAACAACGCGUGGAGCAGAGCAUCGUGGCGAACAGACAGGGUCAGAAUUCACUUGCGGUGGCAUCGUCACUACAUACCGCGGUCAGGCCAGAGUCAUCGAAACUCGUCUCCAGUCACGAUUCUGGUCUGUUGGAAGAGGGAGACAACGGCGAAGAGCUGAAGAGAGUGGAUGGGAAAUUAGAAAAAGGAGCAAGAUUGAAAGGUGAGGAGAGUAAGUCGCAGGUCGCUCGUCUUCAAAGCCGGCCACAGCAGGCGCCUAACACGACCAGUCAAAGUGCUGCUCGAGAUCCCCUUAAGCGCAGACGCAGAAAAUCAUUUCCGUCUUUAGCUCGCCAAGGAUCUCAGCGUUGACCGUCCAUCGUUGCAUCGAGUGCAACAGAAAAAUAAAAAACAAAAAUCGCAGAUAUCUGACUUUCCGGCCAGUUAGGAAUCCAUCCACAUCCAUGUCUUUCUAUUUCAUCGAUGUAUGAAGAAGACAAUGAAAAAGGUGAAACGAGGGAAAGCGGCCUUCUUGAGGCCGGCUGAUGACCUGUUUGCCGGAACAGACCAUCAGACCUGAGCGGGGCAGCACAUACCAAUCAGACCAAUCAGGCCGCGAGCAGCGUCUGAUCCUCGGUUUGUUUGUUUGUUUGUUUUUUAAGCUGCGUCCUCAACCUCAGCCUCAAGUCUUCCUCCCAGCACCGACAGACCGCGAUACCUCCAUGUCACAGACAGCCUCAGUAAUAACUCAGACGUGACUGCGAAGGGGCAGAGGCUGAUAACUGGUGACAGCGACAUGAAGAAGUAAACGGGCGUUACCAAGGUAGCAAAGACAAAGUCACAGUAGUGCUUCUAAUUCUGGGUUGGGUUGUUGUUGUUUUUUUCUGCAUCUUUGUUUACGAGUAUAGGGGACAUUCUCCGAUGUGUUUAUCAACAGAUAAAAAUCAAGAGAAAAUUGCAGUAUUCGAGGUGGGCGGUGCUAGAAUGUCAAUUCCAGCUAGUCCUCAAAUUCUUUUCCUAGAAGUCGCUGGUAAUCUGGAAAGUUCCAUACGUAGAAACACUGUUGGUAUAGAUUUUAUUCUUCCCUGCUGCUUCUAAUGCAUUUAUUCUUUUCUAAGCAACUGCUUUGCUGUGUUUGCGGGUGUAAAUGUUGCGCCUGACGUGGCCGGGUGAUGGUUGUACUUGAUGUGCAAGUAUUUGUAAUGACAAUGUUUACUGGCGAAGAAUGUCACUGCAUGUUGUUGUGGUGCAUCCAUAUGCUGUGGAUGAUGUAGUUGUUGCAGAUGCUGCGUUUAAAAAGUUGGAAGUGAGAUGUCGCGAAUCGCGCCAGUCUUUGUGAACUUUAUUAGUGUAUUCUUCUGUCUUGUUGAUACAAAUUGUGAUAAUAACACAUCAGACAUCAGCGUCUGUUCUUGUAUGGAUUUGAUUUACACAAGUUUCAAUAAAGUUUAUGCACAGAAUAAGCAUCAUGUUUUGUGCUUUAUGGACCCGUUAAAGAUUAUGGUCUGAGAAGGCAGGUGGUGAUGUCAAGAUUACAAUAGAUAUUCCACUAUAUCCAAUCUGACUACUAAUCUCCUGUUGUGACAACACUUAAGUCGCAGUAAUUGCACACAAAUCAACAUUAGGUGGCUAAAUUGUGACCAUCAAGACCAUCAGCUUCACAGCUGGAAAGCCAAGUUCCCAGAGCGCCAGAAACUUCAGCAGUCAAAAGCACCCAUCUCUUUGCUAGCUGCUGCCUCCGAGCAAAGGACACACACAGACAAUUCUCUUUAAACAUUUCUUUAAUAUGCAUAAUUGGCAACAAAACAUUCAACAGUUUCAAAGUUUCCAGGUCUUUGCACCUUUCUGAACUAUCAGCAUGCAGAGAUCUUGGUGCUGAAACUGACAAUUCUUUAUUCAAGCUUAUACUUGUACACCUGUUACAGCAUUAUCAACAGCAUCACCAGCAAAUGUCAUCUAGUCCACCUCAUACCAAGCCUUCCCAGCACACGUGGUAGUCCACCUGGGGAAACCACUCUAAGGCUCUUUUCCCAUUUUUCUUCAGCUGACAUUCCUUUACCCUUAUUUAAUCUGGAGAUGGAGUAGUGGGAAAACAAAGUUUCCUUCCACAAGGCAUAUACUGCAAGAUAAGCAGGUCAAUGUCAACAAAGCAAAAGGACUGGGUUGGGGGAGGGAAUGUCUUGUUCACCCCUCCACAUGCACACUGCCACCAACAUUAAGAUGUGAUGUUUGACAAAACAACACACAGCUAUGAGGGAUGAAGAACGAGCUAGGCAUUCUGCCUGCUGAGGGUGUGAUGCUAGCCAAUUUUAGUGAAAUAAGAAAAAAGAAACUAGCAGAAAAUUGCUUCAACACAAUUUAAGAAAAAAAUUUACUGCCAAAUCAUUUAGUAAAGAGUCUCAUGGUCUAGUGGCAAUAAAGGGCAGGGAACCAUAAAUGAUUCACGAUGUCUUGGGCAUGGCAUGUGUAAAGUGAAGGUCAACCUCCCCUUUUGCCACCUCGCAACCAGGUACUCAUUUCUGUUCAAUAGCUAUUUUUUCAAGCACACAGCCCCGAGAAUGUCUCAGACCAGUAACUUUCUGCUCCUCUGCCACCAGACUACAGAGC
Messenger RNA from Pomacea canaliculata, 4944 nucleotides. RefSeq lists its product as uncharacterized. The record is from RefSeq and is a predicted model, not a curated record. NCBI's taxonomy places the organism in Eukaryota, Metazoa, Mollusca, Gastropoda, Architaenioglossa, Ampullariidae. The transcript is spliced from 2 exons. Bases 901 to 2709 code for a protein of 602 amino acids.